AUAAUUCAUUACACAUUAAAACAUGUAGUGAUGUGGACUGUCCUGUCUGCAGUCCAGUAGUUAAGAGUUUGUCUCUUUAAAAAACAUCUGAUGCAUCAUAAAAAGAUGUAUCUGUACCUUUUAUAUAACUAUAGGAUUUUCACCCGCAAAAACUGCAACAGUUGGUUUCCUUAGUUGAAAACUAAAAAGAAACAAAUAAACCAAACAAGUUCAUGUUAAACGUUUGAUUAAGAUGUCUUCGGAUAAUGGAGGUUAAAAAAAAAAAGUACCUUUAUUUUAAAAAGAUUGAAUUGAAUAACUUUAAAACAAAGCUGUUCUAUAUUAUUUGCACCCACAUGUCAACCUUUAUAUUCAUGUCCCCACUGCACCAUUGUUUCCCACUGUACUUAUAAUUAAACCGUGCUUCGUUAAGAUUUUUCUGCACAAUGCUUUCCUCCUCCCAAGAGAGAAACUUGGCAACCCAACAAGACAUUAUUACCCAGGGAAGGGUGAACAUGGCUGACUAAUAAGAGUGAAGAAAAAUGCUGCAUCAAUGGGACCGUGCAUCACCUGUUCAUGAAAGGCCAAGUCAGAUAAUUGGCAAAAUCUCUGCCAUUAUUUGCUCCUUUGUAUAUUUCAUUGUCUGAUAGGUGUAUGAAUUACUUCAAGGUGACGCAGUUAAUUUACAGUUGGUUAGUGAAGCAGAAAGAAAACAUGGAAACUGCCUGCCUUUCCGUGUGCAGUGAAUGCAUCAGCAUCCUGAGAUAAAUCGACCCUGAGUCUGGUCAGUAAUUAACGUAAUGAGGUUGUCUGUUUGUCUGUAGGAGUGGAUAUAAAAUACGGGAACAAAGGGGAACAAAGCCUUGAUGGUUUCUCUCCACUGUCACACUUGUAUUCCACACAAUGAAAAUAUUGCCGCGCAGAAGAUGAUGCCAUGUCAGAAAACCUCACUGUAGAAGCCAUUUUGUUUGGGCUUCUGGUUUUUUCUGGGAUCCUGGGAAACAUCUUGGUCAUCUAUGUGGUGGUUCAGGCAGCCAGUGAGAGUCCGUCUCGAAGACUCGCACCUUCGGACACAAUUCUGGUGCACCUGUCACUGGCCAACCUGCUGACUUCACUUUUCCGCACUGUUCCUAUCUUUGUGUCUGACCUGGGUUUGAAUGUGUCUCUGUCUCCGGGCUGGUGCCGAGUCUUCAUGCUGCUCUGGGUGUGGUGGAGAGCCGUGGGCUGUUGGGUGACUCUGGCACUCAGCAUUUUCCACUGCACCACCCUCAGGCGACAGCAUGUGACCUUUGGACCUCUUGCACAGCAGAGGGAGAGGAGGCGGGUGUGGAUUGUUCUGGCGCUGGUGUGGGGGGUCAACCUGGCCUUCUCUAUUCCAGCUCUGGUGUACACCACCCACGUUCAUGGCAAUACCACCGUGGAGCUAAUGGUAAUUAGCUGCACCACGAGGCCUUUGCUGGGCUGCAUCUGGGAGUUCCCCACCCUGCAGCAGGGAUCAGUAUUUGCCUCGACUUCACUGGCGUUUAAUGAGGUGUUGCCUCUGGUGCUGAUGAUUUUCACCAACUUGGCCACACUCCAUGCCCUAGCCAAGCACAUUAGAGCCGUCACCUCAGGAGGAGAGUCAGGAGGAGCUCAUGGGGAGCUGGACAAACAUGUGUCCACUGAACGAAAGGCAGCUAAUGUCAUCAUGUCUCUGGUGGCACUCUUUGUGGUCUGCUGGGUGCUGCAGGUUGCUGCGGUGACGUACUACAAUCAUGAUGGGGGGCACCAUGCAGAGGGGCUGUUGACUGUGGCCCAUUUUUCUGCCUCACUGUUUGUUGGAUUCAGUCCCAUGAUAGUGGCGCUGGGACACGGCAAACUGAGGAGGAGAAUCACAGACAUGAUCCUGGGCUGCUCUAAAUGUCUCAAAUGUCACAGUAAAGUUUCCCAGGAGGAAAGUAACUUCCCAAAGACUGAAACAGAAAAUGGAAAACAAACUAUUUUUGUUGUUCAAAAGAAGUGAAAGUC
Cynoglossus semilaevis (tongue sole) is the source of this 1986-nucleotide messenger RNA. RefSeq names its product olfactory receptor class A related 4 (gene ora4). Bases 914 to 1981 code for a protein of 355 amino acids. Lineage: Eukaryota; Metazoa; Chordata; Actinopteri; Pleuronectiformes; Cynoglossidae. The transcript is spliced from 2 exons. Gene Ontology annotation, biological process: G protein-coupled receptor signaling pathway. Gene Ontology annotation, cellular component: membrane. Gene Ontology annotation, molecular function: G protein-coupled receptor activity. The record is from RefSeq and is a predicted model, not a curated record.